UCUCCGGAGUGGAGGUGAAGAGAAGGCAGCGAAGAGUUUCAUUCAUCUCUCUUCGUGUGUGUGUGUGUGUGUGUGAGCUGGACCGCGUUCCAGCCGUGGUGGACGUUAAGAUGCGGUGGAUAACGCUGUUAGCAGUGGGUCUAACGGUCUGGACUACUCUGUCUCACUGCUUCGACUAUGAAGAACCCAGUUUUGACUAUUACAACGAAGGAGACAAGACGGAAAAUAUAGACUACAAAGACCCGUGUAAAGCCGUUGCGUUUUGGGGAGACAUUGCGUUGGACGAGGAGGAUCUGCGGAUGUUUCAGAUCGACAGGACAAUAGACGUGACGCAACACACACACACUCACACACACACUCACACACACUCCAGACAAGGACAAACGACUGAGGAACAUGUCAUCUCAAAGAAGAAAGGAUUGUUCCUCCUCCUCCUGGACAAAAUACGGAGGUUUGGCUUCGACUAUAGGCCUAUGAACUCCAGUCAAGAAUCAGCCUCCGGUCCCAGGACCCAGACUGGGAAAACAGCUGCUGGAAGGACUGGGAAGGCUGGGAAAGCCAAAAAGAGUGGGAAUACUGUGAAAUCGGCUAGAUUCGGGAAAACAGAGAAUGCCUGGAGUGUUGUUGUGAAGAAUCGUGUUCCCAGAGCAGCAACCUCCCGAGCUGAGAGGAUCUGGCCAGGGGGAGUCAUACCUUACAUCAUAGGAGGAAACUUCACCGGCAGUCAAAGAGCGAUGUUCAAGCAGGCGAUGCGUCACUGGGAGAAACUGACCUGCGUGACCUUCAUAGAGAAGACUGAAGAAGAGAGUUACAUCGUCUUCACGUACAGACCCUGUGGCUGUUGCUCCUACGUGGGUCGCCGUGGUAAUGGUCCUCAGGCGAUAUCGAUAGGGAAGAACUGUGAUAAGUUUGGCAUCGUGGUUCAUGAGUUGGGUCACGUGAUCGGGUUCUGGCAUGAACACACCCGGCCCGACCGAGACGAUCACGUCACCAUCAUCAGAGACAACAUACAACCAGGUCAAGAGUAUAACUUCUUGAAGAUGGAACCAGGAGAGGUGAACUCGCUGGGAGAGCCUUACGACUUCGACAGCAUCAUGCAUUAUGCUAGGAACACCUUCUCACGAGGUAUGUUUCUAGACACCAUCCUCCCAUCUAGAGAUGAGAAUGGGAUCCGUCCUGCCAUUGGACAGAGGACCAGACUCAGUAAAGGAGACAUCUCUCAGGCCAUGAAGCUCUACAGAUGCCCCGCGUGCGGGGAGACACUACAGGAGUCGACAGGUAACUUCUCGUCGCCCGGUUACCCCAACGGUUAUCCCUCAUACACACACUGUGUCUGGAGGGUCUCUGUCACCCCGGGAGAGAAGAUUGUUCUCAACUUUACCACUAUGGACCUGUAUAAGAGCUCUCUCUGUUGGUAUGACUACAUAGAAGUUAGAGAUGGAUACUGGAGGAAGGCCCCACUGCUAGGUAGGUUCUGUGGGGAUCAGGUUCCUGAGGGUCUGGUGUCGUCAGACAGCCGGAUGUGGAUUGAGUUCCGAAGCAGCAGUAACUGGGUGGGAAAGGGAUUUACUGCUGUUUAUGAAGCUGUCUGUGGAGGAGAGAUCUUGAAGGAUCAGGGUCAGAUUCAGUCCCCUAACUAUCCUGAUGACUACCGUCCAUCUAAAGACUGUGUUUGGAGGAUCACCGUGUCAGAGGGGUACAACGUAGGACUCAGCUUCCAGGCCUUUGAGAUUGAGAGACAUGACAGCUGUGCCUACGACUACCUGGAGGUGCGUGACGGCCCGGCUGAAUCCAGCCCUCUGAUUGGUCGGUUCUGCGGGUACGACAGACCAGAGGACGUCCGCUCCACCUCACACACCCUCUGGAUGAAGUUCGUCUCCGACGGAACCGUCAACAAGGCCGGCUUCGCUGCCAACUUCUUCAAAGAGGAGGAUGAGUGUUCUAAGCCAGAUAACGGAGGCUGUGAACAGAGGUGUGUCAAUACGCUGGGCAGCUUCAAGUGUGCCUGCGACCCCGGGUACGAGCUGGCCCUGGACAAAAAGAGCUGCGAAGCUGCAUGUGGAGGUCUUCUGUCUAAGCUGAACGGAACCAUCUCCACUCCCGGCUGGCCCAAGGAGUACCCCCCUAAUAAGAACUGUGUGUGGCAGGUAGUUGCUCCAACCCAGUACAGAAUAUCAAUGCAGUUUGAAUCCUUCGAGCUGGAGGGCAACGAGGUGUGUAAGUAUGACUUUGUGGAGGUGCGUAGCGGCCUAUCGUCAGACAGUAAGCUGCACGGAAAAUACUGCGGUACGGAGGUUCCCGAGGUCAUCACAUCACAGUACAACAACAUGAGAAUAGAGUUCAAGUCUGACAACACCGUGUCCAAGAAGGGCUUCAAGGCUCACUUCUUCUCUGAUAAGGAUGAAUGCAGUAAGGAUAAUGGUGGCUGCCAACAUGACUGUAUAAACACGGUGGGAUCGUAUGUAUGCCAGUGUCGACACGGAUUCAUACUACAUGAGAACAAACAUGACUGUAAAGAAGCUGAGUGUAAGCAUAAGGUCCACAGCCCCAGCGGGACCAUGAACAGCCCCAACUGGCCUGAUAAAUAUCCCAGUAGGAAGGAAUGUACCUGGGACAUCACCACUACACCUGGACACAGAGUCAGACUGUCAUUUAAUGAAUUUGAGAUGGAGCAGCAUCAGGAGUGUGCCUAUGACCACCUGUCUGCCUUUGACGGGGAGGGUGACUCGGCGGCCAUCUUGGGUCGGCUGUGUGGCAGUAAGAUUCCGGAACCGCUGGUCUCCACGGGUAACAAGAUGUACCUGCGUUUCAUCUCUGACGCCUCGGUUCAGAGGAAAGGCUUCCAGGCAACACACUCUACUGAGUGUGGAGGGAGGUUGAAGGCAGAGACUCGUCAGAAGAACCUCUACUCACACUCCCAGUUUGGAGAUAACAACUACCCUGGCCAUACGGACUGUGAGUGGUUGGUGACGUCAGAGGAGGGUUACGGAAUAGAGUUGACCUUUACGACCUUCGAGGUGGAGGAGGAGGCGGACUGUGGUUAUGACUACAUAGAGCUGUACGAUGGUUAUGACUCCAGCUCACACAGACUGGGUCGGUUCUGUGGUUCUGGGCCCAGAGAGGAGAUCUACUCUGCGGGUGACGCGGUGUUGAUCCGUUUCCAUAGCGACGACACCAUCAGUAAGAAGGGGUUCCACAUCCGCUACACCAGCACCCAGUUCCAGCAGAACCUUCACACCAGGAAGUGAUGUCACAACACCCCGACCCCUAGCCUCACUGUGCCGACAAGACAACCACAGGCCCCUUUUCUCCUCUGACUGACAGGCGCCAAACAGACACACACACACACACACACACACACACACACACACACACACACACACACACACACACACACACACACACACACACACAGUUUUGAAGAGAGGAGUGAGUGUGGGUGAGAACCAGAGGAGAGAGGGGGAGGACUGAUCAGUCCAUCUCUCAACAGGGGAGCUUCUAGAACUCUGAGGACUACAUGUGAAGAGAGACUGGAUCACAGCUUCACACUGCAACAGGAUUAAUGGAACUGCUUUAACGACGGGAACUGGAUUAAAUACUGAAACUGGAUUAAAUACGUAAACUGGAUUAAAUACUGAAACAGGAUUAAAUACGGAAACUGGAUUAAAUACUGAAACAGGAUUCAAUACUGAAACUGGAUUAAAUUCUGAAACUGGAUUAAAUACUGAAACAGGAUUAAAUACUGAAACUGGAUUAAAUACUGAAACUGGAUUAAAUUCUGAAACUGGAGUGUGAACAGGAACUGGAUUUAAUACAUGGAACUGGACUAAAUAACUGACUGGCUGUUUGGCUGACUGAGUCGCUGACUAUUUGACUGAGUUACUGGAUGACUAUUUUACUGGCUGACUGACUGACUGUCUGAUUGGCUGGUUGACUGAGUGACUGGAUGACUAUUUUACUGGCUAACUGACUGACUGUCUGAUUGGCUGGUUGACUGACUGACUGGCUGACUGACUGACUGAUUGACUGGCUGACUGACUGUUUGAUUGGCUGGCUGACUGUUUUACUGGCUGACUGACUGUCUGAUUGGCUGGCUGACUGUUUUACUGGCUGUUUGGUAGGUUGACUGACUGACUGGCUAACUGAUUCACUGAUGGACUGGCUGACUGACUGAUUGGCUGACUGAUUCACUGAUGGACUGGCUGGCUGACUGAUUGGCUGACUGAUUCACUGAUGGACUGGCUGACUGACUGAUUGGCUGACUGAUUCACUGAUGGACUGGCUGGCUGACUGAUUGGCUGACUGAUUCACUGAUGGACUGGCUGACUGACUGAUUGGCUGACUGACUGAGAGAAGCAUGAGGUAACGCUGAGGCAACAUUAUACAAACUGAGAGACAACAUCCCGAUAACUUUCUGACAACUUCCUGUUCAGACAACGUUUCAGACAAACCUCAUACAAACCGAGAGACGAGCGUUCAGACAACGGCCAGACAACUUACGGUGCUGACAACGUUCUGACCAUUUUUGAGGUUUGACAAAGUCCUGACAAUGUUCUGCUUAGAAAACAUUCUGACAACGUUCAGGCAAACAUUAUACAAACUGAGAGACAAUGUCGUUCUGACAACGUUCUGACAACGUUCUGACAACGUUCUUCUGAAAACGUCCUGACAACGUUGGGUUUUGACAGCACUUAUAUUGCCUUAGAACCAAAUGUACGUUCUUGAGUCUCUCUAACAUUAGUUGUUAUUUGUUUGUUUGUUUGUUUUGAAUAAUUUGAUUUGACAAUGAGUUUGCAGAACUUGAAAGAUUUAUUGUUAAAUAAGAAAAAAGAGGAAACUAGUCAGGUGUGUGUGUGUGUGUGUGUGUGUGUGUGUAAAGAGUUGUCUCAUGUAUUGUAUGUGCCAAGCUCCUGGUGAUCCUGUCCCUCUGUAGGAUCUGUCGAGACCUCUCUCCUCCAUGUUUGUAGUUCUGUUCUAUCAUAUCUCCUCCAUGUUUGUAGUUCUAAGGAACAAAAAUGGCUUCCUCUCUAUGCUGAGUCAUUAAAACUACACACAGGUAAAAGAUAA
Messenger RNA from Oncorhynchus masou masou (cherry salmon), 5067 nucleotides. Its product is annotated as dorsal-ventral patterning tolloid-like protein 1. Gene Ontology annotation, molecular function: calcium ion binding; zinc ion binding; metalloendopeptidase activity. Gene Ontology annotation, biological process: proteolysis. The coding region runs from base 111 to 3248 and encodes 1045 amino acids. Lineage: Eukaryota; Metazoa; Chordata; Actinopteri; Salmoniformes; Salmonidae. The record is from RefSeq and is a predicted model, not a curated record. The transcript has 23 exons.